GUGGAAGUCGCCAAAAUAUUAUUUCUUCUACUCAAAUGACUGUUCGAAUACCGUUUUGGAUUCACAUUGAUAUACGCACAGGAGAGAAGCCAUACACGUGUGGUCUGUGGCGCUAAUUUGUCCCAGAAAUCUUAUAUAAAGUGUCACAUAAAACUAUAUACAAGAGAGCAGCAAUACAAGUGUGUGAUCUGUGAUGUUGCUUUUUCUCUGAAACGUGAUUUACAUAUCCAAAAUCGAUAACACACAUGAGAAAAGCCGUAUAGGUAUGAGAUAUGUGAUGCAUAAUUUUCCUUGAAUUUUAAAUACACAUUUGAUUAUGCAAACAGGAGAGAAGCCAUACAAGUGGGAGAAGUGUGAUGCUUCAUUUACAUUGAAAGGCAGUUUAAAGACACAUUUGAAAAUACACACAGGAGAGAAACCAUACCAGUGUGGGAUAUGUGACGCUGCGUUCUCUUUGAAAGGUAGUUUACUGAGGCAUAAACGAGUACACACAGGAGAGAAACCAUACACGUGUGGGAUAUGUGAUGCUUCUUUCUCUUUGAAAGGUAAUUUACAGAGGCAUAUACGAAAACACACAGGAGAGAAACCGUACGGGUGUGAAAUAUGUGAUGCUUCUUUUUUUAAGAAAAGUUUUUUGAAGACCCAUAUGGAAAUUCACACAGGAGCGAAACCAUACAAGUGUGGGAUAUGUGAUGCUGCAUUCUCAUUGAAAUAUAAUUUAAAGACGCAUAAACGAAUACAUAGAGGAGAAAAACCAUACAGGUGUGAGAUAUGUGAUGCUGCGUUUUCAUUGAAAUGUAGUUUACAGCAGCAUAAACGAAAACACACAGGAGAGAAACCGUACGGGUGUGAAAUAUGUGAUGCUUCUUUCUCUAAGAAAAGUUUUUUGAAGACCCAUAUGGGAAUACACACUGGAGAGAAGCCAUACGAUUGUGGGAUAUGUGUUGCUGCUUUCUCUCGGAAAGGCGUAUUACAGAAACACAUUCGAAUUCACAUAGGAGAGAAGCCAUACACUUGUGGGAUAUGUGAUGCUGAUUUCUCUCAGAAGUGUAAUCUACAGAGGCAUUUACGAAUACACACAGGAGAGAAGCCGUACAGGUGUGAGGUAUGUGAUGCUACUUACUCUUCGAAAAGUAGUUUACAGGUUCAUACACGAACACACACAGGAGAGAAGACUUGGAAUUCACAGGUGUGAAAUAUGUGAUGCUUCUUUUUCCUUUAAAAGCAGUUUAAAGAAACAUUUGAGAAUACACACUGGAUAGGAGCCAUCCACUUGUGAGUUAUGUGAUUUUGCUUUUUGUAGGAAAAUUGAUUUACAGAGACAUAAAA
This is a messenger RNA of Mya arenaria, 1329 nucleotides long. RefSeq names its product zinc finger protein 845-like. Gene Ontology annotation, molecular function: RNA polymerase II cis-regulatory region sequence-specific DNA binding; DNA-binding transcription factor activity. Gene Ontology annotation, biological process: regulation of transcription by RNA polymerase II. NCBI's taxonomy places the organism in Eukaryota, Metazoa, Mollusca, Bivalvia, Myida, Myidae. The transcript is spliced from 2 exons. The record is from RefSeq and is a predicted model, not a curated record. Bases 317 to 1195 code for a protein of 292 amino acids.